Diorhabda sublineata is the source of this 1650-nucleotide messenger RNA. Its product is annotated as potassium/sodium hyperpolarization-activated cyclic nucleotide-gated channel 2-like. The transcript has a single exon. The record is from RefSeq and is a predicted model, not a curated record. The coding region runs from base 1 to 1650 and encodes 549 amino acids. NCBI's taxonomy places the organism in Eukaryota, Metazoa, Arthropoda, Insecta, Coleoptera, Chrysomelidae.
AUGCCUCAUUCUUGUAAUUUAAUAUCGAGAGAUGAAGUUACAGAGAAGAUAGAAGAUGUUAAAAAGAAAUCCAAAUUGACGAAAUGGUGGUUGAAAUUUCUAUUGAUAUCGGAAGACCAUCCCCUCGUUAGUACAUAUUUUAAAAGUAAAAAGGAAAUUCACAUGGAGAAAUUACGACAUAUCAGAUCGGGAUAUACGUACGUUAUUCAUCCUCUUAGCAAAUUUCGAUACAUAUAUGAAAUUUAUUUAUUAGUUUAUUAUAUACUUGUGGUAUAUAUAAAUCCUCUAGAUGUCGGCGUUACCUACGAAGAAAUCAAACCCAUACAUUUGAUGAUAUCUAGGAUUGCCGACGUGUUAACCAUGAUCGAUAUCAUAAUCACUUUUUUCUCCGGUUUUAUUGUAUCUAAAACCAAAACUAUCGAACUCAGACCGUUUAAAAUUGCUAAAAGAUACAUUGUAGGACCGUUUUUCAUUUUUGAUUUAAUGGGUUCGUCGAAAAUUAUCUUGUAUGCAAUAAUAAAAAAGCGACCUUCGAUAUUAACUGGAUUCAUAAAUAUAUGCUGUUUAUGUAGAUCAAUCAGGAUAUGGACGCUCAUGAAAUCAAUCAACAAAUUGUUCAUGUUUCUUCAUGUCAAAUCGAAGACAACGCUGUUUACUUUUUGCUCUGUUUUAUUGGUUAUUUUCACGAUGCAUUUCUUAGCGUGUUUUUUGGUGGGUAUAGAAAUAAUGCGAAAAUACAAUUUCGUUGCAUCAGAUUCACGAAAUAAUUCUAUAAAUACUAACAUAUACGACGUUUAUCCUGAUUUUACGUUUAGAAGUUCCGCUUACAUAUUUGGAAUUACCGUUCCGAAGGAAUAUCUAAAUGAGAUGGAUACAAUUGAGGAUUAUUUGUUUGUCAUUUUUACUUAUGUCAUAGGGAAAAUUUUGAUGAUUUCAACCUGGCUUAUAAUCGCUUUAAGUAUUCUAUCGACGAGAUCGACAAAUAUCAAAUUUCAAAAAGUCUUGAAAGAGGUUGAGGAAUACAUGAUUCAAAAAAAGCUACCGCCAAAUUUAAGGACGAAUAUCAUCAGUUAUUACAACUUUAAAUAUCAGGAAAGCUAUUUUAAAGAGGACUUGAUACAAUUCAUAUUACCGGAUAAUUUGCGGAAAGACAUAAAUCUAGGAAUCUGUAAAUAUUUGGUCAACAACGUUUCGAUUUUUGGGCACUUAAAGUACGAAGAAGUUAUCGAAAUAGUUGAAGUGCUAAUUCCAGAAAUAUUUCUACCGAAGGAUUAUAUUAUUCAAUAUGGAGAGAUUGGAGAAAGUAUGUAUUUCAUAGCUAGCGGCACUGUUGCUGUUUAUACGUAUUCUGGUAAGGAAAUAUGUCACUUAGAAGAUGGCGCUUAUUUCGGAGAAAUUUCUCUGGUAAUGAAAGAUCAGAAGCGAAUCGCCAAUAUACAUGCCAUUGAAACUUCCCAUAUUUAUAAACUGAGGAAAACGGAUUUUCAGAAGAUUUUUUCCAAACAUCAAAAAAUUUUUAAGAAGAUUACACGCGGCGCUGAAAAACGUUUAAAGCACAUCACGCGCGUUGAAGAACUUCACAGAAAAACUCUCUUCGAAAAGUCACGCAUCGAAUCGUUAACUUCCGCAUCAUCUCAAUCAACAUUUUAA